This is a messenger RNA of Racocetra fulgida, 252 nucleotides long. Lineage: Eukaryota; Fungi; Glomeromycota; Glomeromycetes; Diversisporales; Gigasporaceae. The record is from the annotation of a GenBank genome assembly.
AUGACACAAAACCAAUCCACAUCAAAUAAUAAAAUAGACCUUGAACGUCAAGCAACGUUAGUAUCAGAUGCGACUAUAACUAUAAAAACUAUAAAAAAUGGCAAUGAUCAGAUUGUUAAAGACAAAAGCUCGCCAUUGUCUAAUGCUACCUUAGAUGAAACGAUUGUUUCCACUGCUUUACCUAAAAUAGUUUCAGAUUUUAAUGGAUUAGACCAAAUCGCAUGGGUUUCAACUUCUUAUCUACUCACAGCG